AUGGUGGCGGCUCACAUAUCGCAAGCCAUCACCAAGUUGACCCCUUCCACUUCCGCCCCCAGUUUGACUUGGCAGCCAUUUAAGCUCUUGGCCCUGCAAAAAUCAGCUGUUUUCUUCCUCCCUACCCCUUCUUCCUGUCAUCCCUUCUCACAAGCCUCUCACCUCUCAACAGGAUCCAACGUCUUUUCAGUCUUAGUGUGUCUGUCAGACAAGUUGUCGGGCUCUCUUCCGUCGUCAUCCAUGGGCCGUAGCUUGGCUGCAACGCAAGAAGGAAGGAACCUCAGUGACCUGGAGUGCAAUAUGCUGGGCCCGAAUGCCCCUGUGUCGUCCGAACAGACUCAGCGUGACAGAGACAGGCAAGAGCAGGAGGUCGUGCAUGGCUUAAAGGCUGUUAAGAGCUUGCAUCUACCAGGCUACCUUACCUACUUUUUGCCCUCACCUUACUUGGAAGGAAAGAGCAAGCUUGGGCCUACCUCACCUUACCGCAACCUGAAGUUGCUGCCCAGGCCAUACCUUACGCAGGCAUCGCACCUACCAGCUUUUCUUUACGUCUCUAACGCCCUCACUCAGCCGAGGAAGGAGACACCUUCGGAUACCUUCUUGACCCGUAACACGUGGUUGAGGGAAAAUCCGGGAGAUAUGUACCCAAAGCCCCCCUUGCCAUUGCACCUUUGCACCCUCCAUCCAUACCUGAAGGUGCUGCUACUCCCCGCCUACCAAGCUCUUGGUAUCCUCUUGGAUGCCUUGGACAAAGAGCCUCAAUUCUUGACUCCCCGCUUCUCUCCCACAGCCGUCACUUCAAUCAACUCCCACGUUGAGACUCGUGGAACGCGCAUCGCAGGGGUCUUCUCUCCAGCUGUUGACUUGGCCAAGCACCAGACUCAUAAAGUGGCCAUAUUCCCCACAACCCCAUCCAACCCUCCGGAGCCUGGCAGUUUCACCCUGGCGACGUACUCCCAUCCUGUCAACUCGACCAGGCCUCGCCCGGCCUUGGCCGCCUGCUCUCAAUCAUUGAUCCUGGUCCAUAGUCCAGAUGGCAUGCAGUCGCAUUGGAUGGAGAAGCUUGAAAGCCCCCCUCCCAUUCUGCGCCAGAAACAUGCCCGCGAUACCAUGGGAAACGGAGGCGCUCAUCCCCAAACACAGGGAAUCCUAAACCUCAUUCAUCAACCCGUUCUCUUUUUCCUUCUGAGCCUCUCACUGCUCCUCAACACCCUGGAUGAAGCACAUGCCAAGAUCCUCACCAUGAUUCCGUCCCUCGCUGCUUAUCCGCCCCGGCCAUCUUCGCAUGGGUUCUUGCCUAUUGAUACUAUUCUUGGACCUGUGAGGUAG
Messenger RNA from Colletotrichum lupini, 1329 nucleotides. RefSeq lists its product as uncharacterized. The record is from RefSeq and is a predicted model, not a curated record. Bases 1 to 1329 code for a protein of 442 amino acids. The transcript has 7 exons. NCBI's taxonomy places the organism in Eukaryota, Fungi, Ascomycota, Sordariomycetes, Glomerellales, Glomerellaceae.